Molecule: messenger RNA, 702 nt
Organism: Selaginella moellendorffii
Lineage: Eukaryota; Viridiplantae; Streptophyta; Lycopodiopsida; Selaginellales; Selaginellaceae
Product: bidirectional sugar transporter SWEET6b
Exons: 5
Coding region: 1-702 (233 amino acids)
Biological process (GO): carbohydrate transport
Cellular component (GO): membrane
Molecular function (GO): sugar transmembrane transporter activity
Source: RefSeq, a predicted model, not a curated record
AUGGCGAUCGCAGCAACGAUUAUUGGAGUGGCUGGGAAUGUUGUUGCAGCGUUGAUGUUUUUGUCUUCGAUACUCACUUUCAUAAGGAUUGCAAAGAAGAAAUCCACGGAAUCCUUCUCAUCGGUGCCCUAUAUCGCUUCGCUCCUGAAUUGUAUUCUCUGGGUUCUGUAUGGCUCGCCAAUCAACAAAAACGCAAUGCUGGUCGUCACCAUCAAUGGGCUUGGGACGGUUCUCAACGUGAUCUACGUCUUUCUUUUCUUGUUCUACGCGAGGAAAUCGCCCAAGGCAUUGAAAAGAACAUCCCUUUAUACGUUUUCGUGCUUGGCGCUCGUGGCGGCCGUGGGCUUUGGCAUAAGUCUCGGAAUCCAUAGCAAGGACACGAGGAUUACAAUCUUUGGAGUUCUUUGCAUCGUCCUCAACAUCGCGAUGUAUUGGUCACCUUUGUCCGUGAUGUACCGGAUUUUCAAGACCAAAAGUGUCGAGUUCUUACCUUUUUACCUGUGCUUGACCGUCUUCAUCAACAGUGCCCUGUGGUUUGCGUACGCGCUCUUGAAGCACGACAUUUACAUACUGGUGCCUGACGAGAAGGAAGCCGAAGAGAGUGAAUCCCCGGAUUUGGAGAGUGGAAUUGAGUUGCCCAAGCAAAAUGGGAAAUUUGUUGACGUAGCUCUGAGCACCUCUACCACGGCGACUCAAUCAUGA